Pygocentrus nattereri (red-bellied piranha) is the source of this 668-nucleotide messenger RNA. Its product is annotated as cytochrome c oxidase subunit 6B1. NCBI's taxonomy places the organism in Eukaryota, Metazoa, Chordata, Actinopteri, Characiformes, Serrasalmidae. Gene Ontology annotation, cellular component: respiratory chain complex IV; mitochondrion. The coding region runs from base 174 to 434 and encodes 86 amino acids. The transcript has 4 exons. The record is from RefSeq and is a predicted model, not a curated record.
GUACUAGUUAGGGAGCAUAGUCGGUUUGGGACACAGCCGCGGACUACAAGCGCGUCACAGCCUGUUGUUACAUCCCACAAUUCAGCGCGUUCGCCAGCCUUUCGGGAGGACGUAAGGACCUUUGAGGCCUCAGAGCUCUGAGAUCUUCUCCAUUGCUGAAACUAGUCUGAGAGAUGGCAGACGUCAUCGAAGACAAAAUCAAGAGCUACAGAACGGCUCCGUUCGAUGCCCGCUUCCCCAACACCAACCAGACACGGAACUGUUUCCAGAACUACCUCGACUUCCACAGGUGUAAUAAGGCUUUGUCGGCGAAAGGUCAGGAGACGUCUCCAUGUGACUGGUACCAGAGAGUCUACAAGAGCCUGUGCCCCAUCAGCUGGGUGGAGAAGUGGGAUGGGCAGGUCCAGGAUGGAAGCUUCCCUGGAAAAAUCUGAAGGGGUAGCAGCACCACCUUUCAUCUUACAACUCCUGACCUUUUGUAGAUCAUCUUAAUUUAACCAUGUGUCGCUUUGUGAGUUGAACCCUGAGGGCACGACCUGAAUAUGACAUCUUGUGACCUUUGUGACCUUUUUGACCUACACUACUCUCAGGUCUGCAGCGUUCAGCCGUGUGUUGCUCUGCUUCUUAUUUCCAUUGUUACAUAAUAAAGGCGCACAGUGUUAACUUAC